GGGUGUUUGCGUCCUCUACCACCUCCACAACCACAUCAAUGGCACCCACUGAGGAAGAAAAAAUCAGUGAUGAGUGCAAGCAAAUGCUUCUUUCUCUCCCCAAGGAGAGAGGUUGGAGAACCCUUCACCUCUAUCAGUUCCAAGGCUUUUGGUGCCAGGCAGCUGAGAUCCAGUCCAUAAUCACUUUCCAAAAGCACUUCCAAGCUACUGACACUGACAUAGUCUUAGCCACCAUACCAAAAUCCGGCACCACAUGGCUGAAAGCCUUGGCUUUCGCCACCGUCAACCGCCACCGUUUCACCACAAACUCAAAGAGCCACCCUUUGCUCACUUCCAACCCCCAUGACCUUGUGCCUUUCUUUGAGUACAAGCUUUAUGCAAACAACCAGAUUCCUGAUCUCACCACCACCAACCUUCCUGAUGAUCAGCCAAGACUCUUUGGAACCCACAUUCCUUUUGCUUCUCUGGCUAACUCCAUCAGAAAAUCUAACUCAAAGAUUGUUUACAUAUGCAGGAACCCUUUUGACACAUUUGUGUCCUCUUGGCAUUUCCUUGACAAAGUGAAGCCAGAAUCAAAAGCGCCACUCUCUAUGGAGGAUGCAUUUGACAUGUACUGCAAGGGCAUAGUAGGGUUUGGUCCCUUCUGGGACCACAUGCUGGGGUACUGGAAUGAGAGCUUGCUUAGGCCCCAAAAGGUGCUUUUCUUGAAGUAUGAGGACCUGAAGGAAGAUUGUGACUUUCAACUAAAAAAACUGGCCAAAUUUUUGGGCUGCCCUUUUACUCUGGUAGAGGAGAAAAAUGGUGUGAUAGAAAGCAUUUCGAAGCUGUGUUGCUUUGACAACAUGAAGAAAUUGGAGGUUAAUAAAACUGGUUCUUCUAUUAAGAACUUUGAGAAUAAGAACCUGUUUAGAAAAGCUGAGGUCGGAGAUUGGGUUAACUAUUUGUCCCCAAAGAUGGUGGAGAGGCUGUCCAAGGUCAUAGAAGACAAGUUAUGUGGUUCAGGUUUGAGAUUCAAAGUGUUUCCCUAGGGCCUACAGAACCCUAGUCGCAGUGGUUUUGGGUCUCGAUUAUUCAAUCUAUCCAGCUAUUUUCAUGUCUGCUUUAUUUCACUGUAACCAAAAGGUGGAUUAUGUCAAGUUUCUGUCACAAAAAGAAAGUGGAUUUAUCAUUUUAAUUAUGAAAUGCUAUGCAGUGUAAAUCUUUUCAGUUUAAUUGUUCCAUAUCAGGUUGU
Molecule: messenger RNA, 1231 nt
Organism: Pyrus x bretschneideri (Chinese white pear)
Lineage: Eukaryota; Viridiplantae; Streptophyta; Magnoliopsida; Rosales; Rosaceae
Product: cytosolic sulfotransferase 15-like
Exons: 1
Coding region: 39-1028 (329 amino acids)
Biological process (GO): sulfation
Cellular component (GO): cytoplasm
Molecular function (GO): sulfotransferase activity
Source: RefSeq, a predicted model, not a curated record